Molecule: messenger RNA, 2205 nt
Organism: Plasmodium falciparum 3D7
Lineage: Eukaryota; Apicomplexa; Aconoidasida; Haemosporida; Plasmodiidae
Product: alpha/beta hydrolase
Source: RefSeq, a predicted model, not a curated record
AUGGGGAAUGCAUUGAACCAACUAAUCUUCAGACCGCACCCACCUAGCUAUUCAAAGAAUAGGAAGAAUUUACAUUUUAUAAAAACAAAACAUGGCAGUACAAUAUGUGGUAUAUUUUUAAACAACAAUGCUCAUUUAACAAUAUUAUUUAGUCAUGGGAAUGCCGAAGAUAUAGGUGAUAUCGUACCACAGUUUGAAAGUAAAUUAAAACGUUUAGGUUUGAAUAUGUUUGCUUAUGAUUAUAGUGGUUAUGGUCAGAGUACCGGAUAUCCUACAGAAACACAUUUAUAUAACGAUGUCGAAGCAGCAUAUAAUUAUUUAAUUAGUGAGUUAAAUAUAUCUAAAGAGUGUAUAAUAGCUUAUGGUAGAAGUUUGGGUUCUGCUGCAUCUGUUCAUAUAGCUACCAAAAGAGAUUUAUUAGGUUUAGUAUUACAAUGUCCUUUAUCAUCUAUACAUCGUGUAAAAUUAAGAUUAAAAUUUACUUUACCUUAUGAUUUAUUUUGUAACAUUGAUAAAGUUCACUUGAUUAAAUGUCCUAUACUUUUUAUUCAUGGGAAGAAGGAUAAAUUAUUAUCAUAUCAUGGUACUGAGGAAAUGAUAACAAAAACAAAGGUGAAUACCUAUUUUAUGUUUAUUGAUGAGGGUGGUCAUAAUAAUUUAGAUAGUUGUUUUGGUAAUAAAAUGACUGCAGCAUUAGUAACAUUUUUAUUUGUUUUAAAAAAUAAUAUACGUGAAAAUGUGAAUAGUGUGUACGACAUUUCUAAUAUUAACACUCAGAAAUUAAGAAAUAUGUUUAUUUUAAAUAAUACCGAAAAAUUAAAAGAUAAAUUAAAAGAAAAAAUUGGGGAUAAAGAAGAAAAGAAAGAUUUAACUUCCAAGAUAAAAAAAAAUGAGAAAGUUAUUAUUAACAAUAAAAUUCCAAAAAUUAAGAAAGAUGUUAAUUCUUAUUAUUAUAGUAGCAUGGAAGGAAUUGGUUCAUCAACACAAAAUAUAUGUAAAGUUCAAAGUUCUACAGAAUCUUCAUAUAACUCUUUAACAAGUGUGAGUACAAUUUUGGCUUCUAUAGAAUCUAUAAUGAAAGGUAUUCCGGAUAGUAAUACCUUAUGUGAAAAAAAUUCUGUUCAAAGGAAUAAUAAUAUAAAAAAAAAUAAUAGUAGUAAUGAAAUAUAUUCUGAUUGUAACCCAGGGUAUAAUUAUUAUACGAAUAAUAAGUAUGAUAAUUUAUAUUCCCCAAAUAAAGUGACAAGUAUUAAUAAUAACAAAAUGGACCAAAAAAAUAAAAACCAUAAAGGAAAUAAUAAAAGUAGUAAUAAUAAUAAUAAUAAUAAUAAUAAUAAUAAUAAUAGUUGUAGUAGUAGUAGUAAUAAUAGUAUGUCCUUAAAUAUGAAAACGUUAUCAAGUUAUACCUUAAAAAAUAAAAACACACAAGGUAACAGCAACCAUGAUAAUAAUAACAACAAUAAUAAUAAUAAUUGUAAUAAUAGUAAUAGUAAUAGUACUUGUAGUAGUCAUAGUAAAAAUAAUUUAUCAUAUAAUAAUAAGGGGAACGGACUUAUUAAUACAAAUAUUGGAAGCUCGAAUGUUAAACCUAAUAUACGAAUUCUUCAAACCAAAAGAAAUAGUUAUAAAGUUGAUAAAGUACCGAGAAUUAAUUUUGAUAAUAUGAAAAAAAAUAUAAUAUCGGAACAAAUAGAUUCAAAUAUUGUUUAUAAUAAUAGUUAUGAAUUAAUAAAAGAUGGAGUGUAUAUAAAGAAAAAAAUUAAUAAUAAUAAUAAUAAUAAUAAUAUAAAACAAGAAAGUUCAUCUCUGGUAUAUAAUAAUUUAUCAAGCCCACAUAUAAAUCAAGGAAUUAACAACACUCGUUAUGUAUCUUGUGAAAAAGCCAAAUUAUGUUCAAAAGAACAAACUCCUGUUUUUCUAAAUAAGAAACAUGUACGUAAAGAAACGAAUAACAAAUUAUAUAAUGUUCUACAUAAUAAUAUAACAUUUCAUAAUUUCAAUGAUUUUCUUUAUACAGAACGCAAAGAUAAGAUAUCCAUAAAUAAUGAUAAUAUAAUGUCACCAUUAAAAUCAGAAAUACACAAAUGUACAAAAAAUAAUAUACACAGGGGUUUAAUAAAAGUGGAGUCCUUUGGAAGUGCAUCUUCUUCAUCACGCGAAGUGUAUACACAUGAGGAAACUUCCAAAAAAGAAUUUCUCGAUUAA